AUGGUGAGGGGCCCCAGGACCCCUUUGGGGCCCCUUGCUGCACUUUGGGGGCCCCCGAAUACCCAUUUGCUGGGACCCUGGGGGCCCCCCUUGCUCGGGGCUUCUUCAGCAGCAGCUGAGAUUCAGCUGCUGCAGCUGCGGCUGCUGCUGCCUCCACAGUGGGCCCCCCGCAGCAGCAAAUGCAGACACAGCAGCAGCAGCAGCAGCCGCAGCAGCAGCAGCAGCAGCAGGGGCCAGCUGACUAACCCCUUUUCCCCACAGCCACAGGGGGGCCCCCCUCACUCGUUUUGUGGGGCCCACAGGGGGCCCCCCUGUGAGCGUUCAUUUUGCGCAGUUCGCCGUAUCUCCGAGCCGGACAGCAGCAGCAGCAGCAGCAGCAGCAGCAGCAGCAGCAGCAGAGGCAGCAGCAGCAGCAGCAGCAGCAGCAGCUCCGAGGAAGCCUCGUUGCCUCCACUUCUGCAGCAAUUAAUUCCUCCCCAAAUGCGGCGCCGCGCCUUUGAGGGGCCCCCCAAUGCCCGGCAGCUGAUGGCUGGCCUGCUGGCGCGUGGGGGGCCCCCCAAAGCCCGCAGCAGCAGCAGCAGCAGCAGCAGCAGCAGCAGCAAGAGGCACCCAGUUGCUGCUGUGCUGCAGUACGCACAAGAACACAUAAAGGCCUUCGACGAAAUCCACUGCGCCACAGCCCUUCUGCUGCUGGGCCGUUUACGAAGGCAGCAAGAAACAGCAGCAGCAGCAGCAGCAGCAGCAGCAGCAGCAGCACCGUUUGCUGCUGGGCCUGGCUUCGUCGCUGCAGUGGCUGAGCAAACCGUGCGGCGGCGGGGGCAGCAGCAGCAACAGCAGCAGCAGCAGCAGCAGCAGCAGCAGCAGCAGCAGCAGCAGCAGCUUCUCCUGGCGCCCGCCAUGCCCACCUUUUUGCGGCAUCUUUACAGCAGCAGCGCCUUUUGCGCUCUCCGCAGCAAACUGCUGCAGCACUUCGAAGCAGCGGCUGCAGCCAGCAGCAGUAGCAACAGCAGCAGCAGCAGCAGCAGCAGCAAAAGCAGCAGCAGCAGCAGCAGCAGCAGCACCCCCCAGCUCGUAUCCAACACGUUGUGGGCCCUAGGGGCCCUCGGCACAUGCGACUUCCCCUUGGCCCUUGCUGCAGUUGCUGUGCUGCGGCCUCUCCUGCAGCAGCAACUGCAGCAGCAGCAGCAGCAGCAGCAGCAGCCGCUGCUGCUUCCUGUAGACAUUUGCAACAUUGCGUGGGGCCUGGCCACUGCAGCAGACCGUUCGAGCGCCGCCUUCGUCGUCUCACUGCCGCAGCAGCAGCAGCAGCAGCAGCAGCAGCAGCAGCAGCAGCAGCAGCAGCAGCUGGUGGCAGCAGCUCGGGAGCAGCUGCAGGAAACCCUGAAAGAGACUUUUGUGUCUUUGCUUCUUGCUGCGCUGCUGCUGCAGCAGCAAAAGGCUUUUGAAGUGAAGGGCCUUUCCACUCUGAUAUGGGCUGUAGCAAAAGCUGGGGUGUACAGACACCCCGCUGCAGCAGCAGCAAAGCAGCAAACCCUUGCUGCUCUCUUCCAAGUGCAAAAGAACAACGUGCGGGCCCUGCAGCAGCAGCAGCAGCAGCAGCAGCAGCAACAGCAACAGCAGCAGGUGCCGCAGCAAGAGCAGCAUCAACUAGCUGUGCAGCAGCGGCAGCAGCUGGAGGCGCAGCAGCAGCAGCAGCAGCUUAAAGGGCCUGAUGGGGAAGCAGUACUGGCACCAGAAGCAGCACCACCAGCUGCUGCUGCUGCUGCUGCUGCUGCUGCUGCUGAGGCAUCCCCGAGGCCUCCUUUGCCGUGUCCCUUUGAAGCUUCCUCCGGCGAGCCAGUUACUGCUGCUGCUGCUGCUGCUGCUGCUGUGCAGCAGCAGCAGCAGCAACAUGCCUCUGGGCCUCAACAGGGGCCCGCAGCAGCAUCUGCGGAGGCAGCCGUUCCCUUACUGGGGCCCCCCAGGGGCCCCCCGAGGGGGCCCCCCGCUGCAGCAGCAGCAGCAGCAGCAGCAGCAGCAGCAGCUGUAUUUGGGCCCUUUUGCGAAAAGGCCUUGGGGGCCCUCGGGGGCCCCGGGGCCCUCUGUGAACUCUCGCUGCAGCAAAUAGGAAAUGUGCUUUGGGCUUUUGCUGCUGCUGCUCACCUUUCUCCUCGCCUUUGUGAAGCAGCAGCAGCAGAGUUCCUUCGCAGGGCCCACCUUGCUGCUGGGGGCCCCCCAGAGGCCCCCCCAGGGGCUCCCAUAGGGGCCCCCCCAGGGGCCCCCCCAGGGGCCCCCCCAGGGGCCCCCCCAGGGGCCCCCCCAGGGGCCCCCCCAGGGGCCCCCCCAGGGGCCCCCCCAGGGGUCCCCCUAGGGGCCCCACCAGGGGCCCCCCUAGGGGCCCCCAUAGGGGCCCCCCCAGGGGCCCCCAUAGGGGCCCCCCCAGGGGCCCCCAUAGGGGCCCCCCCAGGGGCCCCCAUAGGGGCCCCCAUAGGGGCCCCCACUCGGGGGGCCCCCCGGGGGCCCCUGCCGAGCUGCCGCGAUGUUGCUGCUGCAAUGCUGGCAGCAUCGCAGCACCAGACCUUCCCUGAGGCCCUUUUUGUGUCUCUUCCGGAGCUGCUGCUGUCCAAAAUGCCCUCCCGCAGCAGCAGCAGCAGCAGCAGCAGCAGCAGCAGGUUUCUGGCGGAGGCCUCCCUGCGCGACUUGGCGGGCCUCUGCAUCGGCAUGCAGCGUGCUGCUGCUUCUGCUGCUGGGGGCCCCCUGCUGCAGCAGCAGCUGCGGGCUCAGGGGGGCCCCCAGGAGGCCGCGCUGCUGCAGCAAGAGGCAAGGAAGCAGCAAAAGGAGGCCCUAGCUCUCUUUGAGGGGGGCCCUCAGCCACACACUUUGCAGCAGCAGCAGAAGCAGCAGCAGCAGCAGCAGAAGCAGCCGCAGCAGCAGAAAGAAGCACAAACUCAGCAGCAGCAAAAGCAGCAGCAGCAGAAAGCAGCACAAACCCAGCAACAGCAGCGGCACAAACAACAGCAGCAGCACAAACAGCAGCAGCAACAGCAGCAACAGCAGCAACAGCAGCGGGAGCAGCAGCAGCAGCAGCAGCAGCAGCAAAGGUACAUGCAUGCAGCUCUCCUUGUUUGGCAUUCAGUCUGCCGAGAGAUAAGGCGGCGUCUGGAGAAGGGGGGCCCCCGUGCUUUGGUCUUUGGGGGCCCCUCCGGGUCUCCCAGGGGGAAGCAGCAGCAGCAGCAGCAGCAGCAGCAGCAGCAGCAGCAGCAGCAAACAGAAGCAGCAGCGUCGCUGCGAGAUGUGUGGUCACUCAGCUGCUGCUUGGGCUGCGUGGGUCUCCUUUCUCCUUAUCUUUUUAGGGGCCUCACAGCUGCUGCUCUUCAGCUUGCUGCUCGCAGCAGCAGCAGCAGCAGCAAGCAGCAGCAGCACGCCGAACAGCAGCCAAGCCCGCAGCAGCAGCAGCAGCAGCAGCAGCAGCACAGUGCUGCUGGGGACACUCUCUCCCCAAGCCCAGACAGAGCCGGGGGCCCCAGAGGCCUGUGGGGCCCCUGGGGGCCCCCAGGCCUCAUGGGGGCCCCCUGGGGGCCCCCCCGGUGCUGUUGA
This is a messenger RNA of Eimeria necatrix, 3576 nucleotides long. RefSeq lists its product as hypothetical. NCBI's taxonomy places the organism in Eukaryota, Apicomplexa, Conoidasida, Eucoccidiorida, Eimeriidae. The record is from RefSeq and is a predicted model, not a curated record. The coding region runs from base 1 to 3576 and encodes 1191 amino acids. The transcript has 2 exons.